GUGCGUGACCUUGUGGCGCCCGCCUUCCGGUUCGGCGGAAGUAAAACACUCAGCUUGGGCUGCGCCGUCGUUGUGUUGUUUACGGAUGGAUUUAAACAGAAAAGACCGGUAAAAAAAAUAACAUCAACAGCGCCGCACAGGCCGGCUUGGGGACUCGGAGAGUCACCACAUUUUAUUGUAAAUCCAGCUAUUCCAGAUCCUAUUCAAUUGAGUGUGUUCACAAGUGAUGGACGGUGCACCAGACGUUGGAUGCUCUACUACUCCAGGAUCACCACAAGGAGUAAAACAGGAUGAAGGUGAAUCAGCCAAAGGCCACAAUACCUACAAUGGAGCGCAGAAAAAUGAAAAGCAAGGUGAAAAGACAACUGAGGAGCAGCGUGUGACUAAGAAGAGAGGCUGGCCAAAGGGCAAAAAACGUAAAAAAAACAUACCCAAUGGUCCCAAAGCUCCACUGACAGGCUAUAUGCGGUUUUUGAAUGAACGGCGUGAACAAUUGCGGGCGCAGCAACCAGAUUUACCUUUUCCAGAAAUCACCAAAACUUUGGGCAGUGAAUGGAGCAAACUUCCACCUGAAGAUAAACAGUGCUACCUUGAUGAAGCUGAGCGGGCAAAACAGCAAUACAUAAAAGAACUGCAGGAGUAUCAGAAAACUGAAGCUUAUAAAAUGAGCAGAAUUGCUGUCCAAGAAAAGAAAUUGAGGAAAGAUUCCACUCAUUCAUUGUCAAAUGGCAUGCAUGCUGAGAAGAACGACAAUGAUCAGCAAGGAAGAAUGUCCAUGUUUAAUAUUCCAAUAUUUACAGAAGAGUUUCUUGAUCAUAACAAAGCUCGAGAAGCAGAGUUGAGAAAAUUACGCAAAACUAAUAUUGAAUAUGAGGAGCAGAAUGCAGUCUUGCAGAAACACAUUGACAACAUGAGAAGUGCUAAAGAGAAACUGGAAGAGGAGCUGGCUGAAGAACAGAACCAGAAUGUAACUCUACACAAACAUCUCGAGAAUUUGCGACAAAUGUUAACCACUAGCUUCAGUAAUGUCUCUUUACCAGGAAGUGGAGAAAGCGUGACAUUAGAGACAGUUGAUUCCUUUAUGACUAAACUUCACAGUAUAAUAGAUGAAGACCCUCAAGAGAAUGAGAAACUUGUGAGAAAGGUGCAGGAGAUCGUAAGCAAUCUAGGCAACAGCGAUGGGCCUUAAAACAACAUGAUUUUAAUCAGAGAAGAUGGCUCUCAGAUGUCCAUGUUGGCUGCAGUCCCAGCUUCCUUUUUCUACUUAGAACCUAAUGAAGAGAUUGCUGCAGCCCUAUGAAGAAGGUGCAGCCAUUCUUUUGUAUUAGGGACUAAUUAUACAGAUCUACAAGCCUACACAUGCUUCAAGAUCAAAGCAAGGGGGUUUGAAUGGAGUAAUCAACUUUACACUAAAUGUUUUUAAGAAGAAAGCUAACAUUGUAUUAAAAGGAACAAGUAGGAUUAUUUGUUAAUGAUUUAGUGACUAGGCUACUGAAAGCAAUUUAUUGCUACAUUUACAACUUUUUUGUCAACUGUGGCAUCAUGCAGGUUGUGACCUCCAAGUUGAUUUUGUAGUUUUUACUAACUUUUUUAUAAUUAAUAUACAUUGUUCUUGCACAUUCUAUAGGUUUAGAAACUGCAUUAUAAAAUUACCUGUUACCAUAUGUUGAGUUACAUUUGUAUUAACAUUUUGGAGCUAAACCUGAAACUUUUAUUGGGGAAAGAAAAGAGAGUACUAGAUUUGCAAACAGCCAUUAGUUGUUUGAAAGGAGGAAUGUAGAUGAUGCCAUCUCCAGAUUAAUAUCGUCAUGUUUCUAACUAAUAACUAUAAGCUAAUGAUCUUGUAGACCACAUUAGGAGAAAAUUCUGGUGAAGCAAAAUCAAUGAUAAAUUCACUUCUUUUUAAAUAUAGAAUUUAUACCUGUUCGUUUUCUUUCAAGUUACAACUCUAAACAGAUUAAAUUAUUGUUGAGAAUAAAUUUUUCUUUAGUAAAAUAGAGUUAAUUGUUUUAUAAACUUUCUGGAUGUACAGUAAUAAUCAUUUGCAUGCAUGGGGUCUAUAUAGGAAGAUAUAUACUUUGGAUUAUUUUGCAAAGCGACGUCCAUAACACCACAAGGAAUGACAGUGAACCUAGAAUUGUCUUCCAACUUCACCAAAUUAUGAUGUGUUGCUGUCUUGAGAGCAAUUCUUUCAAAUAUUCUAUUAAAGUUAACUAUCUGUUUUCUAAAGCCAGCAGCACAAUUCACUGAUAAGUCCUAGACAGUAAGGCCCUUCAAAUAACACUGUUUUACCAUCUACUAUAUGUAGCACUAGUUAGAUAUUCUUCGAAUGAAUGACAGUGACAGGGUAGGUAAUGUUGCUUAAAAUGUAUUGAAUUCAAGUAAAGGGAGACCAAAACGCAAAUCAGCUCAUUGAGACAAUCUCAUAGUUGCAUCUGGCAGUUGCUUGUCUUCUCUGGUCGAAGAAGCUGAAUUUUCUGUAAAAUUGUACAUUGGCUUUGUCCCUCUCCCCAGUCUCUCUCCUCUCUACCUUCAUGUCCUUUUGGACCACCUCCUGUUUAUAAACUCUACCGCUGUGUUUGAAUCCCUCCCAUCGAGUUUCCACUGCUAUCAUAGUAUCAAAAUAGUUCUUAUGGAAGUGACACAUAACCUCUGAGUGACUGAGAAAAGCAAACUAUUUCUUUUUGACCAUCUGUGACGUUUCUCAAGGAGCUCUUAAUUGUUAUUGAGCUGAGUGGGAUUAGACUCCCAGGUUUCCGACUUGGUUAAUAAGUAGGAGACUGAGAAUCGCCUGUAAUAUCAUUGUUAUUCCUCACAUUCAGAUCAUUGUCUGAAAAUACAAGAUUGUGUUUCCCAUGGUAAUACUCACCUCUACUGCUGUUGACCUCCCCUUCCACCAUGUGUUAAUUGAACUACUUGUCAGACACCCAGUGCCCAAUGGGCAGAAAUUUCAUCUAGCUAGUUAUUGCAAAGCAUAAGCCAUUGUUUUCACUGCCUUUCACAAACUCCCAUUUCCUCGACACUGAUUCCAGCUGGCAGCUGUCUAAGGCUGAACCAGCUGUCAUAAACUGAUCCGGGGUUGACCUUCCAACUAUACAUUCAUGCCAUCACAUAGCCUAUCUUUUCCAUCUCUGUAACAUUGCAUGACUGCAGGCACCCAGUUCAGCUGUUGCAGAAACCCUGUUCCUUGCCUUUAUUACUUCUAGCUAAGAUUGACUAUUUUAAUAUACUGCUGGCAGGCUACCUAUGUGCGACCAUUAGUAAACUUGAGGUCAUCCAAAAGUCACUUGACCUUGUCCUUGUGCAAGGUUCUUUUCUACACUGGGUUUCAUUUAAGCAAUGCUUCAAUUUUUAAAAUUUUCAUUUAUGUGUCUGAACCUGUCUGAUUUUGCCUCUCCUUUAUCACUGUAGCCUUCUUCAGAGGUAUGUGUAUUCCUCAAUUGCAAUCUGUUAAUUACUGCACCACUGGCAACUGUGCCUUCAGCUGCCUGGGCUCCAGGCUUUGGAAUUCCCUCUGCAAACAUCACUUGUUUUAAAUACACUCCUUAAAACUACCUCUUUGACAGGAUUUCGAUCAUCUUCCCUAAUGUCUCCAUGUGUGGAUUGAUGUCAAAAUAUACUGUUAAAAUAUAAUGUUCCUGUGAAGUGCCUUGAGAUAGUUUAUUAAGUACCUUUUGUUAAUUACUGUUAGGUAGCUGAAAUUAGCAUUACAUAUACAACUGGGUUCAGGAAUGGUAGCUAAAGAUGCACAUGAGCAAUUUUCUGAGCCCAGCAGGGACAUCUCUAGGAUGGUUACUUUAUGAAUUAUGUUUUUGAUAACUGUGCAAUUAACCAGUACCGUUGUGAAUGUCUCACAGAAUCACGAUAGGGAGUCUGUAGCUGCUUGUUCAGAUAUGCUGAAGUACAAUUCCUUGGUGAACAACUGUCCGAAUUUUGACUAAGUGCAUGUCCUCUGUUAUUCAAAUGUGGGACUCCUAUCCAAGCUUAAUUCUGUUAUAUUUCUUCCUGACGUAUGUGCAUGUAUGCAUUGUAGCAAAACUCACUGAAUAGGUUCUGAAAACAGAACUCUGUAUUAGUUAUUGGCUAUCCACUUCCAGCUCAAAUAGUCAUGCCAGUUUUAAUUAUCCUGCUUUCUCAAUGAAAAUAAGCAAAGGCAAGCUAUCAGCUGUAUCAACUUGCUACUGCAGUGGUGGAUAAAAGUAGGAGUAGGAAGAAAGAAUGGGGAGGUAAACAGAAGUGCCUGCUGACUAUAUCAUUCUGUGAAGCUUUUCCUAAUUGUCCACAGAGCAAAGAUCUGGGGGCAAGCAACCCACCUUCAGCACCUCACUCCAGGGAUGGCCUUUGGAUAUUGUGAAUUACAGUUUUCAUUUUAGAGUUGAAGAAUCGUCUCAUUAAGGGAUGUUCUUAAAUGAUGUAUUAAUAUUUUAAUGAGAAUUACUAUUCUUUAUAAAAUAAAAUCCAGCACUGUAGUCAGACAUUUGUGAAGUUGUAUCACAAAUCCUCUAUUAUUAGUCUUUUUCCAAUCAACAAGUGACAGUAGGGUGAGCAGUUCAUUCGACAAAUGAUUCAGAUUUUUAAAAAAUUCUCAAACCAGGGUAACGUUUACUGUUGGAGGUGGACCCUUGGAUGUCCAAUGGCUUUUAUUAAUUUGUUUUAAAAUGCCACAUGAAGAGGAACAAGAGACAUCACUCUUGUAUUAAUGGGGAGGAUUAAAACUUUAGUGAAUUUCAUCAAGACUUCUUACAUGAUAAAGUAUACAGGAAAAUCUAAAGUAUCCUUCUAUUUUUCAUCCUGUGUUCUGGUGCAAUGUAUGAAUGAGGGUGCUGAUAUUUAAUUUGUGUUGAGCAGUAUGUUGUUUUAUGUAUUAAGAUUGUAGAGAAUAUUUGCGGUUUGGAUUCAUAUGUUUUGCCUGUUGCACGGUUUUGCCACUUCAAUUAUCUUUGGUGAUAUAAGAUGUUUAAAACAAAGUCAGAUCAAUUACAGCAGUGUGUCAGCCCAUUGCGUCUCUUGCUGCUUGCUUUGUCAUUUUCCUUUUCCUGUCCCUUUUUUUUAAUUUGCUUCGGUUUUAAAUUACAAUCCAAAUCUGCUAUGAGUGCUGAAGACUGCCUCAGCAGUCUCAUUUUCUAAAACAUUCAUGACUUAUAUUAAUGAUUCUACAUGUGGCACAAGUUAUAUUUUACUAUUAAUUGUCUCAAAAUUUUAAUUUUAAAAACCUGUAAUGGAUCCCUCCAGUUGUGUUUGUAGGAAGGGAAUGAGUGAAGAUGUCACAGUUUUCAGUCGUAACUAACAUCAUUCCCUACCCUUUGUAUCAUGUUCUUCUAUCAAUGAGAUGCAUAUAGCUCUGUGCCAGGUAAUCUAAUUGAUGCUUCAUCAUUUGCAAGCUUUUACAUUAAAUACCCCGUGACUUGCUUCAAACUGGCAAUCUCAUUAUUCUGUUCAACAUUUUUCAUUUCUACUAACAAUCUAUGUAUUGCUACUUUUGAAUCAUUCUGUGAGGUGUCAUGUGAUAACUUUUCCUCUUUACCUCUUGGAUGUAAAGCGGUUUAAUUGAACUGUUUGGCAUUUGGACCACAUUUCAAUUUUGAUCACAGUAGGACUAGUGAGCAUAUUUCAGUAAGAUGAGGCUUAUCUUAAUUGUAACGGUCAAUUUCAGGAAAAAAAAUUCAAAGCAAUAAAGUGCCAAACUGCAGAGCUAACUCAAUUUUUUUUUGCCUUUUUGGCUAAAAAGCAGACGAAAGGGUGAAAAAGCCUAGACUUCAAUUCCUGAUCACCCCCAGGAAGGGGAUUGGGAAGCAAGACUGAGUGUAACUAGCACUGACCUUGGUUUGUGUUUGGCAUGGCACAUUCUGUGUCAGCCACUGCAGAAUUCACGUCAAAGUGGAGAUCAGAAGUGGGUUGCUUUUCUGCCUCAGGUUUUCUUCCUGUCACUGAGCCAUCCAUUCACACUUGCUCAUUCACUCACAUUCAUCACCUUGGAUAAUGGUUCUAGUAAUUGUAACUGGUAAUCCAAAUCCAAGGCUAAUGUUAUGGAAACAUGGAUUCAAAUACUCCCACAGCAGAUGGCAAAGGUAAAUCUAAGACUAAAGCUGGCCAAAUGAUAUUUGUGUAACCAUUGUGGUAAAAACCCAUCAAGUUCACUGAUGUCCUUUGAUAAUGUCAGCCUUUGUUCCUACCUGGUCUGACCUCAAUGCGAGUCCAAACCCAAUUAAAUAUAGUUAAUUCUUAAUUUUCCUCUGAAUUGGUCUAGAGAGUCAUUCAUUUUAAGGGUAACUAGAAAUAUGCAACAAACUCCACUCUUAUCAAUGAUGCCCAUUUCCCACACAAGAAUAAAGAACCCACCCGUUCUCAACUCCCCCAAAGCCAUUGAUCCAUCCUGUCAUCACCAUUCACUCAGUCACCCUGCUGCACCCACUCACCAGUGGUGUCACAAUGUUGCCUGUAUGACAUUUUUGUCCAUUGUAAAUGAAACAUCAGAUGUAUCCUUCUGCAGGUUUUUGAUCCAUCCCACAUUAUUUUUCACUCUGUUUUGCCCAUCUAAACAUUCCUGUUGAUUUGCUGGAAAGGAACACACUUCCUGUUAGAGUAGACACUUUUUCUUGAUGCUAUAUCCCAAAACGUAUGACUUCACGUUUUUUUUCCAUAUUAAACUGCAGCUGCUAUCUGUCUGCCCAAUUUGCUAUCACUCUCUUUCUGCGGUGUCUUGGCGCUGUAGUGACAGUUUAUCUUGUCCCUAAUUUGGCAUGUUGACAGACCUCUCAUUCUUGUGCCUAUUUCUGGAUCCUUUAGAUGCAUGCAGCUUCAGUUCUUAGGUGAAAAGAGGGAUAGUUUGAACAUAUUGGUGAAAUCCUUUAGAUGUACCUAGAUGACAUAAUGGAAACAGAAUGCAAAGAGACUGAUUUUAUUAUGUUACUUUUCACCAUAUAUAAACACUGCGGUAAAUGCUGUAGUGCAUACAUGAUCAGUAAAAGAUGUGGCUACAUAGCAAGUAACGUUUAAUUGUGACAGCAGUGUAAUCUUUGGGAUCAGUUGUAUGAUUACAAAGAUUCUUUUUGUUUUUUUGGUUAAGUAAGAACACCAUUCAGCCUUGUGAUUGAUGUACUGUUCAAGGAAUGUAGUGUGUUUGAUUAAUUCCAGUUAAGUGAAUCUUUUACUUCAUUAAGUUUACUGGUGUUUAUAUUAACAAGCUGUUUUAUCAGCUAUAUUUGUUGAAUAAUUUUCUAAUGUAGUUCAGUAUGUUGGUAAAAUGUAGCAGUUGGUUGUACAACAUGCAAUAAACAUCUGAUACAGA
Molecule: messenger RNA, 7288 nt
Organism: Stegostoma tigrinum
Lineage: Eukaryota; Metazoa; Chordata; Chondrichthyes; Orectolobiformes; Stegostomatidae
Product: SWI/SNF-related matrix-associated actin-dependent regulator of chromatin subfamily E member 1-related-like
Exons: 10
Coding region: 227-1189 (320 amino acids)
Biological process (GO): regulation of gene expression
Cellular component (GO): nucleus
Source: RefSeq, a predicted model, not a curated record